Molecule: messenger RNA, 810 nt
Organism: Spodoptera littoralis (African cotton leafworm)
Lineage: Eukaryota; Metazoa; Arthropoda; Insecta; Lepidoptera; Noctuidae
Source: the annotation of a GenBank genome assembly
AUGAAUUACGAAAAUCGUGAUAAUAGACCACUGCCAAUAAAGCUCGAGGAGGAUUUAGAAUACCCGGACGAUGACGAGCAUUACUACGGGUACGCGCCGGUGGAAGUUGAGAGGCACCCCGAGCCGGCGGGAUUCGCGCCUUCCUCGCCCACACUCCUGAUGGACCUCAGCAACGGGUCUGAGCGACCCACACAACAACAUCCUUGGCCCCCGAGUGUCGUGUUUGAUGGAGAGGACCGCGACUACCAACAACCAUCUUACACAUCCUUCGAGCAACAAUUCAUUGAUCAACGACAACGACAAGUCCCAAGAAGCUACUACUUUGAUGAUUCCAAUUCUCAAGACAGAGUACGAAGUUACUACGAGCCGGGUGAUGGGCCUAAGAUGGGAGAAGUUUACAGAGGCACUGACGACAGGAGAGAGGAGACAGAAGAACAAAGAAGGUCGAGGAAGAGAUCCAAAGCUUCGCGGAAGAAGACGCAAUCGUUUGAAGAGAUGCAGAUACAGCGAGUGAUGGCUAACGUGAGGGAGCGGCAGCGCACUCAGAGCUUGAACGAGGCGUUCGCAAGCCUGCGGCAGAUCAUCCCUUCGCUGCCGAGUGAUAAAUUGUCUAAGAUACAAACUCUGCAGCUGGCGACGCAGUACAUAGAAUUCCUGUAUCAAAUAUUGUCAAACAGUGAGUGCGCGGGUAGCAGCGACAGUAACAGCGACGCGGGCAGUGAGCACGGCAAGUACCUCGCACAGGACAAACUGAGUUACGCCUUCUCCGUGUGGAGGAUGGAGGGAGAGUGGACUCACGGACAGACGUGA